AGCUUCUUCUUCUUCUUCUUCUUCACACACAGCAGCCGGCUGGCUCUGCAGCGAGGACCCUCCGGCGUGUGUGUGUGUGACAGACAGAUCUCGUCGCGCCGGCUCUUUAAAAGCUCCUCUCUCGUCGCCUCCCCCCCCCAGGCAGGAACCCACCAUGACGGACGUGGCCACCAACAUGCGGCUCAAGCUGCCGAUCGCCUGCUUCAUCCUGCAGAUCAUCCUCAUCAUCCUCUUCGGCGUCCUGGUGGAGUACGACCACGACACGGACGCCCGGCUAUGGCACAGCAAGAACCACUCCGACUACGAGAACGACUUCUACUACCGCUACCCGAGUUUCCAGGACGUGCACGUGAUGAUCUUCAUCGGUUUCGGCUUCCUCAUGACCUUCCUGCAGCGCUACGGCUUCAGCAGCGUGGGCUUCAACUUCCUGAUUGCGGCCUUCUCGCUGCAGUGGGCCACGCUCAUGCAGGGCUUCUUCCACGGCAUGCAUGAAGGCAAGAUCCACAUCGGGGUGUUGAGCAUGAUCAAUGCAGAUUUCUGCACCGGCUCCGUGCUCAUCUCAUUCGGAGCCGUUCUGGGUAAAACCAGUCCAUUCCAGUUGCUGGUCAUGGCCAUUUUUGAGGUCACGCUGUUUUCUGUCAACGAGUUCGUCCUGGUAACUGCCCUGGGGGCUAGAGACGCGGGAGGCUCCAUGACCAUCCACACAUUUGGAGCCUACUUCGGCCUCAUGGUGACCCGAGUCCUGUACCGACCCAACUUGAAUAAGAGCAAACACAGGAACAGCUCGGUGUACCAUUCAGACCUGUUCGCCAUGAUCGGUACCAUCUACCUGUGGAUGUUCUGGCCCAGCUUCAACUCGGCCAUCACGGCCCAGGGCGACGACCAGCACCGCACGGCCAUGAACACCUACUACUCCCUGGCUGCCUGCACUCUGUCCACCUACGGCAUGUCCGCCCUCACGGCGCACGACGGCAAGCUGGACAUGGUGCACAUCCAGAAUGCCGCUCUGGCCGGGGGAGUCGCAGCAGGAACGCCCGUGAAAUAAUGUAACCCCUUACGGCUUCCUUGAUUGUCGGCUUUCCUGGCCGGCAUCAUCUCCGUCUGGGGCUUCAAGUCCCUCUCACCCGUCCUGGAGAACAAACUGAAGAUCCAGGACACCUGUGGAGUCCACAACCUGCACGGCAUGCCCGGCGUCCUGGGCGCCAUCGUGGGGGCGGUCACUGCUGCCGUGGCAACCACAGACGUCUACGGGAGAGGGAUGAAAGACGUCUUCCCCGACGUGGCGAGCGGUGACAUCACCGCGUCCUACCAGGGCCUCGUGCAGGCCAUCUCCCUCGCCGUCACCCUGGGCAUGGCCUUGCUGGGGGGGCUCAUUGUCGGUUUCAUCUUGAAGCUCCCCGUGUUCGGAGCUCCUUCUGACUCCAUCUGCUACGAGGACAACGUCUACUGGGAGGUACCGGGAGAGGAGGAUCACGAGGAGCAGCUGACUGCCGUGCACGCCGCGGAGGCCGAGAAGCUCAAUUAGACGCGCACGUCACUCACGCACGUCACGCACCAUCGCGAGCUCCUGAGUGUUUAAAACAAAUAGACAACAAAGUCCGAUGUAGAAAAACCCUGAGAUAUUCUGUGCAGAACCUUAGCCCCGCCCCCGCCCCGCCCCCCCGCCGGUGCAGCCUGUUGGCCACUAGAGGGCGCCCGCGCGCUGCGGCGUCGGUCUUAGUGUUUCUACCAAAGACAAUCAGACUGCAUUCAGGAGGCGGAACAAGAAGCUUUUACAAAUGUUUUUUAUGCUUUUUCUUACUUACGGGAUUUCAUGUAAAACAAUGCAGAUGUUUUUCUAGGAUGUUUAUUUCUGUUUAUUCCCUGAUACUUAACGUUUGGGCCUUGAUCAAACGCUGCAUGAUUUUAUGACCCUUUUAUAUGAAUUGUUUCUUGCAGCAAAAGUCAAUGUAUUUUAAAAUGUAUUUUUGGCCAUAACUGAUGUGGUGAAAGCUGCUUCCAGUUUUAAACAACUUCAUGGAAAUUAGAACAAUAUUGGAUUAAAUACGUUUUUUUUCUCUCAUUUCAUAUCUAAUAUUAAAGAGUAUUGAUGGUUCAUGUAAGUCCCAA
This is a messenger RNA of Gasterosteus aculeatus aculeatus (three-spined stickleback), 2109 nucleotides long. Lineage: Eukaryota; Metazoa; Chordata; Actinopteri; Perciformes; Gasterosteidae. The record is from RefSeq and is a predicted model, not a curated record.